Molecule: messenger RNA, 579 nt
Organism: Hydra vulgaris (swiftwater hydra)
Lineage: Eukaryota; Metazoa; Cnidaria; Hydrozoa; Anthoathecata; Hydridae
Biological process (GO): ribosomal large subunit biogenesis; translation
Cellular component (GO): ribosome; cytosolic large ribosomal subunit
Molecular function (GO): RNA binding; structural constituent of ribosome
Source: RefSeq, a predicted model, not a curated record
CAUUUUUAACCCCCGUUUCUAGCAGUAUUUUAUUUUAAGUUUUAAAACAUUCCGGAGGUAAUAUAAAAAAUUGAACCAACGACCAUCAUUCGUCGAUUUUCUUCAGCCUUUUUGAGCGAACACUGAACGCAAAAUGGUCUAUACGAGGUUUGUUGAGGCCGGCCGUGUAGCCUUAGUGAACUUAGGAAAAUACGAAGGAAAAUUGGUUGUCAUUUGUGAUAUAGUCGACUUAAAAAGAGGAAUAGUUGAAAAUCCUGUCAAUGGCAUUCCUCGUCAAGUUAUGCGUUUUAAAGACUUAAGUUUAACAGACUUAAAGGUAGAUAUUCCACUUGGUGCGCGAAGUGGUACUGUUCGUAAGCAGUAUGAAAAAAACGAAAUUAAUGCCAAGUGGGAAAAAACAGCUUGGUGUGCAAAACUUAAAAACAGAAUUGCUAAAUCUAACUUGAAUGACUUUGAUAGGUUCAAGAGUAAAAAUGCUAAACAGAAUAAAAAUCGAAAAAUUAAGGCAGUUUUGAAGUUGAUGAAAGCCGAAGCACGAAAGAAGUAAAUAGUCUUAAAAAUUACUUAGCAUAUUUGCAA